AGCGCGCACUGGGAGAGGAGGAGGAGGAGGAGGCCUAGCCUGCCCUGGGACCCUGCCCACUCCUUUAAGUCAGCCAGGUAGUUAAUCAGAACAGGAUCAGCACCUGUGUCCUCUACAGCCUUUCGAUGGAUCCCAUCCGACCGCCAUUUAGGGGCCCUUCUCCUGUCUACCCAUCUCAAUGUGUUCGGAUGCCAGGCUGUUGGCCACAAGCUCCUAAACCUUUGGACUCAGCCCUGGUCAGUGCAGGACCUGCAGGCAGAGGCUAUGUAUUUGGAAAGCCAGAGGAACCAAGCACAGAGAAUGGGCCAACGCGAAGGGAAUCUGUGGGUUUGGUCUCCAUGUUUCGAGGUCUGGGUCUCGAGACAGUGUCCCAAACCCCUCUAACACGAGAAGUACCUCCUUUAGGUAGAGGCAUUUUAGGUCGAGGGUUGUCUGCUAAUAUGGGGCGCAGGGACAGAGAAGAACCUCGUCCUGCUUUUCCGGAUCCUUCAGUAUUGGCAGCUGGGGACAGCAAGAUGGCAGAGGCCUCUGUUGGUUGGAAGAGAAUGCUUGGAAGAGGAAGUUCAGAAGCUUCUUUAUUACCAUUAGGAAGAGCAGCUGGGGGUAUAGGCAGAGGAGUGGACAAGCCUCCCAGUGCAUCCAGCCUCACUUUCCGGAAUCACCCACGGCUGUCAUCACCACCUCUGCCCCAGUCCUCUCUCCACUCUCCAGAUCAUCCUCUGGUCCUGACUGCAGAGCACAAGGAAAAAGAGCUUUUGGUGAAGCAGGGAUCAAAAGGAACACCUCAAUCUUUGGGACUGAACCUCAUCAAAAUACAGUGUCAUAAUGAAGCAGUUUAUCAAUAUCAUGUGACUUUCAGCCCCAAUGUGGAGUGCAAAAGCAUGAGGUUUGGCAUGUUGAAGGACCAUCAAGCUGUCACCGGAAACGUCACUGCUUUUGAUGGAUCUAUUCUCUAUCUGCCUAUCAAGCUUCAACAAGUUCUUGAUUUAAAAAGUCAAAGGAAAACUGAUGGUGCCACGAUCUGCAUUAAGAUUCAGUUGACAAAGAUCCUGGAGCCCUGUUCUGACUUGUGCAUUCCCUUCUACAAUGUUGUUUUCCGUCGGGUAAUGAAACUUUUAGAUAUGAAGGUUGUGGGGAGAAACUUCUAUGACCCUACAAGUGCUAUCAUACUACAGCAACACAGGUUAGUGAUCUGGCCAGGCUAUGCAGCUAGCAUCCGGAGGACAGAUGGAGGGCUCUUCCUGCUAGCUGAUGUCUCCCAUAAAGUCAUUCGGAACGAUUCUGUGCUGGAUGUCAUGCAUGUCAUGUAUCAGCAGAACAAAGAAAACUUCCAGGAUGAGUGUACUAAGCUUCUGGUUGGCAAUAUUGUUAUCACCCGAUACAACAAUCGUACGUAUCGUAUUGAUGAUGUGGAUUGGAAUAAGACUGCAAAAGAUAGCUUCACAAUGUCUGAUGGGAAGGAGAUCACAUUCUUGGAAUACUACAGCAAAAACUAUGGGAUCACAGUUAAGGAAGAGGACCAGCCACUGCUGAUCCACAGGCCCACUGAGAGGCAGAAUAACCGUGGGACGGUGAGUGGGGGCAUCAGGCUUAUACUUCCAGCUCAAGUUCUUCAUCCUAUCAGCCACUUUUAAGUCUUCCUUGCGGCUCUGCAGGAGCCGUGGCGCAGUGAUUUUCUAGCAAAAAAAGAUUUGACCCAGCAGAUCAACCUGAGCCCCAAACAGCACCAUGGUGCUUUGGAAUACUUGCUACAGAGAAUUUCAAAGAAUGAGACAGCCAGCAAUGAACUGACACGUUGGGGGCUCAGUCUGCAAAAGGAUGUACAUAAGAUUGAAGGACGUGUUCUACCAAUGGAAAGAAUUAACUUAAGAAAUACUUCAUUUAUCACGUCUCAGGAGCUAAACUGGGUUAAAGAAGUAACCAGAGAGCCUUCCAUCUUGACUAUCCCCAUGCAUUUCUGGGCACUCUUUUACCCAAAGAGAGCAAUGGAUCAGGCCCGAGAACUGGUUAACAUGUUAGAGAAGGUAGCUGGCCCCAUUGGUAUGCGCAUGAGCCCACCCGCCUGGGUUGAACUCAAGGAUGACCGAACAGAGACCUAUGUCAGAACCAUUCAGUCCAAGCUGGGAGUUGAGGGAAAGAUACAGAUGGUUGUUUGCAUCGUCACAGGCACACGAGAUGAUCUCUAUGGGGCCAUCAAGAAGCUGUGCUGUGUGCAGUCCCCAGUGCCCUCCCAGGUCAUCAAUGUUCGAACCAUUGGUCAGCCCACCAGGCUUCGGAGUGUGGCCCAGAAAAUUCUACUUCAGAUUAACUGUAAAUUGGGUGGUGAGCUCUGGGGAGUGGAUAUCCCUCUGAAACAAUUAAUGGUGAUCGGGAUGGAUGUUUACCACGACCCCAGCAGAGGCAUGCGCUCCGUGGUUGGCUUCGUUGCAAGCAUCAAUCUCACCUUCACAAAAUGGUAUUCACGAGUGAUAUUCCAGAUGCCUCACCAGGAGAUUGUGGAUAGCCUGAAGCUGUGCUUGGUGGGCUCCUUAAAAAAGUUUUAUGAGGUGAACCACUGUCUACCAGAGAAGAUCGUGGUGUACCGUGAUGGAGUGUCUGAUAAAGACAAAAAGGAAAAGCAUGUCAUGUAUCAGCAGAACAAAGAAAACUUCCAGGAUGAGUGUACUAAGCUUCUGGUUGGCAAUAUUGUUAUCACCCGAUACAACAAUCGCCCACUGAGAGGCAGAAUAACCGUGGGACAGCACUUUGUGACUCCUUCCCCUGGGACAGUGGUAGAUCAUACAAUAACAAGUUGUGAGUGGGUGGAUUUCUACCUUGUUGCCCAUCACGUACGGCAGGGCUGUGGCAUUCCUACACAUUAUGUCUGUGUUCUCAACACUGCAAACCUGAGCCCUGAUCACAUGCAGAGGUUGACUUUCAAACUGUGCCACAUGUACUGGAAUUGGCCUGGUACCAUUAGAGUUCCAGCUCCUUGCAAGUAUGCCCACAAGCUAGCUUUCCUGUCAGGACAAAUCUUGCAUCACGAGCCAGCCAUCCAGCUGUGUGAGAACUUGUUCUUCCUGUGAGUGCACAGCCUGCCUGUCAGCCGGUGAGGAAGGGUCAGACUUUUGGACUCAGCCAUGACUCUUCCAGAACCAACAGACUGAAGUGGACUUUUGUGUUGGCGUUUUCUCGUUCUCCAAUUCUGUAGAAUAAGAUUUCUAUUUUUCUUCUUUUUUUCUUUUAGACGUGGUAUCACCAAGAGCAAAUUUCUAAGUAUCAGCUAGAAAUGCUGUGCUGCCUUUUAGAGCAGUUGGCAGUAGCAUGCUGCUGUGCAGAUGGAGUGGUUGAGUACGGGGGAACCACUAAGAGCCUCCCAAGCUAACAUGAGCUGUGCAAACCUGCAGAAGUAGUGAUUACACCUAUAAACCAUGCUUACUAAGCAGUUCCCAUUUCUGGCACCAGAGGUGAUAAUGAAUGAAGUCAUCACAAGAUUCUUAAAGUAGAGAGGUACUUUAUUUGGCCAACUGGGAAACUUAAUAGAAAGGCCUGUGAAGCAAAAUUUUUCAAAUAGAUAUUGCUAUUGCUGGCAGGUAUGAAGACGUGUCAUAAAACCAGCUUGUGGUAUAGUCAGGUCCUUGCUGACUUAAUCUUCUCUGGGGAUUAAGUUUAUGAUGCCUAUGACCUGAGUCGGAUUUGAAAGUGGCUUUCAGUUAUUCCUUGGCCUCUUGAGAGAGUCCAGUUGAAGUUUUUUCUGUAUCUUUUAGUUAUGUUACACUGUAUAACAUGUUGAUUUCUCCCCUCCCACCCAAAUACAUACACACACCCACACCCACGCACCCACCCCUUUGCUCUUUGUAACUGAUCUUCAGUAAGUUUCAGGUUUGUUUUUUUUGGCAGGGUGGCUGGCCAGAACAAGGAUCAGACCCUGGACCUUGGCAUUAUCAGCACCACACUCUAACCAACUGAGCUAACCAGCCAGUGCCUUAGUCUCAGUUUUUGAAGUAACAAUCAGAACACGGGGAAAAAUAUUCAGCAGCUAGGAAGCUUCAGGAUGGGUUGUGAGUUUUUAUUGAAUCUUUCUUCCAGGUGUGUGGCCUUCAUUUCUGUUUAUAUAUGUUUAUAAAUGGAAUUACUCAUCUUUCUUGCAUAACAACCUCUUCCCGGCUGUUGGCUCACUUUGCUAGGAAUUUUUCUGAAUCCGGGUUAAUAUUUUCAGAAGUCAGCUUUGGAAAACGUGACACUCCUACCAAAGUCCGGAUGUUACAGUUUAGAAAGUUGUCAACCAUGCCUGUGGAUUUUAGUGUUUGGGGGAAGCACUGUUUUUCUGUGGGUUUUUUUUUUUCCCUCUCCCCCUAUUUUAAAAUCAUCUUCUAAUCCCUUCAGGCUUAAUUCUAUCUUAUCUUGCUUUACUGGAUUUUAAAAGCCAGUCUUAUUUAACUUUUUCAAAUUUGUAUUUUUUUUUUUUUUUUUGGUGAUGGCAGGGAAGGGGACAAGGUAACAAAUACCAUUUUAUAAGGACAGUGUGUGAGAAGAGAAACUUUAGCUUAAAACUCCUUAGAAGAAGAAAAGCAAGAGAAUUUUUAGUUAGUUGCAGCACCAGCAGAGGUUGAGGAGAGAUGAGGAUUGUUGGCCUUUAAGUGUAUUUCUGGUUUUGUUUGGAGUGUGGGACUCACAGGGUAAGGCUAAGACCUGAAAUUUUAAAAUGAUGGACUCAAACAAAUUGAAUCACUGGUCUCUGGCUUAACAGAUUAGUUUUCUGAUUUUCUUUAGCAGCAUUUUGAAUUUCUCUUUUGAAGUUGGAUUUCCUAAUACUCUCUUUCUCUUAGAUAAUCAGAACAAAUACUUGAAUAUAAUACAAAAAUUUCUUCACUUUUUAUUCCUAGUUUUCUUGCCUUGUUUUUUGGUUUUAGUGCCAAAUGAUUGGGUCAUGGGGUGUGAAAUAAAAAGAAAAUUUGUAUAAA
Galeopterus variegatus (Sunda flying lemur) is the source of this 4943-nucleotide messenger RNA. RefSeq names its product piwi-like RNA-mediated gene silencing 2 (gene PIWIL2). Gene Ontology annotation, cellular component: P granule. NCBI's taxonomy places the organism in Eukaryota, Metazoa, Chordata, Mammalia, Dermoptera, Cynocephalidae. Gene Ontology annotation, molecular function: piRNA binding; protein binding. The record is from RefSeq and is a predicted model, not a curated record. The transcript is spliced from 25 exons. Gene Ontology annotation, biological process: regulatory ncRNA-mediated gene silencing.